Molecule: messenger RNA, 6426 nt
Organism: Oncorhynchus mykiss (rainbow trout)
Lineage: Eukaryota; Metazoa; Chordata; Actinopteri; Salmoniformes; Salmonidae
Gene: itprid2
Product: ITPR interacting domain containing 2
Molecular function (GO): signaling receptor binding
Source: RefSeq, a predicted model, not a curated record
CUUGUUAUGUUACUUUACUCCCUCCGGAAGCGGAAGACUAGUUUUCUUCGUAAAUGAAGUUUCGGCAAAGUUUGUCAAAUUCCAGUUCAACGGAGUUACUUUUCAACGCUUCAAACUCCUUUUCAACCCGCAUCACAAUGGUGACUUGCCCCUCGCUGUAGCAACACAGCCUGUGGAGAAGAGGAAGAGUGGAUCCAGGAGAGGACCAUGGAGCAGUGUGAGACUUCUGCGAGCCCCAGCAGGGAUCACCCAUGGAAGGCAGCGACCAUGAAGAGGAUGGCCUGGGCCCAGAGCAGAGACUCCUGGCAGGGCCCCUCUGAGAGUCAGGACACCCAGGAUCAGGAGGGUUGCAGCGAGGAGAUGGUGUCCCCGGAGCCCACCAUGGAGACGACGGCCCCCGCCGAGGAGCCAGGGCGCUUCCCUAACAAGAUUGCAAGCUGGCUCAAGGACUGCAGGACUCCUCUUGGGGCGUCUUUGGAUGAGCAGAGCAACAUGCAGUCCAAGGGAGUGAUGAAGAAUGGAUGCAGCUUUGAAGACGACUUGUCUCUGGGAGCUGAGGCCAACCACCUUCAGCCCAACAGUGCCAAAGCAGAGACACCCUGCUAUGGAAUGCCUGCGAAGGACAAGAGGAGCCAGUUCCGGCAGAAAGGCAGGAGUAUGAACUCAACGGGAUCAGGGAAGAGCAGCACCACUGUGUCCAGUGUGUCUGAGUUGUUGGACCUCUAUGAAGAAGAUCCAGAAGAGAUCCUGUAUAACCUGGGGUUCGGCCGGGAGGAGCCGGACAUCGCCUCUAAGAUCCCCACGCGCUUCUUCAACGGCUCCUCCGGAGCUAAGGGCAUCGACAUCAAGGUCUAUCUGGGAGCACAGCUGCAACGCAUGGAGAUGGAGAACCCCAACUAUGCCCUGACAAGUCGUUUCCGUCAGAUCGAGGUCCUGACCACGGUGGCCAACGAGUUCUUCCAUCUCUACUCCCAGGUCUCCGGCCAGCCUGUCCAGAAGAUCUGCAGCCUGGAUGGGGAACCGCUCACCAUCGUCCCUCCUUCUCCUCUGAGGAGGAACAACUCAGCCCUGAACGCAGCCAAGAUCCUGAAGAAGACAAUCACUAAACACAACCUGCUGGGUGGGUUGGGGGAGGGGGGUGCUCCUACCAUCACAGCCCUGUCUACGACAGAGAAACUGGCAGAACAUGUGAGUCCAGGUACAGGGGACAGCGCCGUCACAACUGACUCCGACCAUAAGGGUGAGCUCAAGCAGAAGGCAUUUAGGAAGAAGGACUCUCCAUCUCUGGCCACUGUGACUGAGGAGAGCCACUCUGGAGGCAGCACUGAGGCCACCCUAAGUGUCAAUGGAGACCACCCUGGAGUGAAUGGAGAUGGCCAGGCAUUGACCAAGGAGGGUGACCUUCGCCUGUCCAACGAGGCUGACUUGGAGAAAGAGCACCAAGACAUUCAACUGAAGGGCCAGCGAACAAUCACAUCAACCCCAGACAAAGAACCUAACUACAGCCUGCUGCCCAACCCUCACAUCGCCCACCUCCGCACACAGACCAAGGACUCCUUUGAGAUGGAAGAGGUCCAGAGUAAUGAGGAUGAGGCUUUACCUGGGACACACAGCACCUCUAGAGCUGGCAGUGAGCAACUACUAAGAACAGCCAGCCAGCAGUCAGACAGUAGUGGCUUUGCAGAGGACCCUUCUACUGACGGCUCAGCUAACUAUCUAAAGGUACAGGAGAGCUCCGACAGCUGUGACAGUGAGACCACAGUGACGUCUCACGCUGGGGAGGGGACCACUCCUCUAGCGCUGGAACACCCUGCCUUUGGGAGGCUGCAGGGGGAGGAGGAGGAGGGGGAGGAGGAGGGACAGAAACACCUUGUGGCAGACGGAAGGAGGAGCCGGAGCCCUAAUGGGGGGGAGGAGGAGCAACAGGAGGUGCUACAGUACACCACCCAUCAGUUACCUAAACAAGGAGACAGAGGGGUGGCCCAAGACUCAGAGCAGGACCAGAAGCAUAACAAGGAAGCUGCUUCUGUUCAUGCCUCUGACACUUUUCAGUUAACUCCUGAGACUUACUGUACUGCUGAGCCUCACGUGGAGGAUGAUCCUGGUUCUACAGAAGACCAUGGCUCCGUCCCGGCCCCAGACUGUAGCUCUUCUGGUGCCCCAGCCAGGGAGGGUGUGCCUGACAAAGUGGAGAUGGAAGCCAGAACCCCCAGCCCUAGCGCCAGUUGCCCUAGCCUAGGUGCCUCAACCAGGGUCCAAGGGGCCCUUCACAGGGCCCAGCAGAGGGCCUCGUCCUCAGGCCUCCAGGGUCACCGGAUGGAAGGGAAGCUGACAGCCAGGGAUCUGUUCAGGAGAAGAGCCCCCCUGACGAGGUCCCGAUCCCUGCCUACCUCCCUCCUCAUCCCCUCCCGUGUGGUCUCCUCUGUCAGGAUCCAGUUUGGCCAGGGUACAGUCAGGCACUGCACCCAGCCAGCCUUCUCCUACCAAUACACCCCAGAAGAGGAGGAGGAGGUGGGGUCCAUCGUGGAAGAGGAGGAGGAGGAGGAGGAGGUUGUUGAGGAUGGGUGUCAGAGGAGAGACAGCUGCCUCUCUACCUUGAUUAUCAACAGAGGGACCGAGAUAUCGCAUGGCCCCGGGCUACAAAGAGAUGGUGAACUGAGAGGCCUUCAGGGCAGGGUGCCCCCUUACCCCCUGGCCAUCCCCCGCCACCUGACCCGCUCAACCGUCUCACUGCACAGCCACAGCCCCCCUCCCGAGUGGGGAGAGAGGCCUUUGGGGGAGCACCACCGUGCCUGGAGCACCUGUAGCGUACCUAACCUUACCCAACAUAACAUGGCCCACUUCAAUAACCCUAACCUCACCCAGCAUAACCUGGCCCACUUCAAUAACCCUAACCUCACCCAGCAUAACCUGGCCCACUUCAAUAACCCUAACCUCACCCAGCAUAACCUGGCCCACUUCAAUAACCCUAACCUCACCCAACAUAACCUGGCCCACUUCAAUAACCCUAACCUCACCCAGCACAUCAACCCUAACUCCAACCUAACACAGCACUACCUAGUCCAACACAAUCAACCUAACCUUACUCAACACAACCUUGCUCAGCACAACAACCCUAACCCAGCCCAGUACAACCCCACUCUGCCCCAUGGCAGUGUCCCCAACCUAGCCCAAUACAGCAACCCUAAUCCCUACUUGUCCCACCACAAUAGUCCCACCCUACCCCAUGGCAGUGUCCCCAACUUGUUCCAGUAUCAGCCCUCCACCCACCACCACCACACCCUCCAUAGCCACCCUACCCAUCCUUAUGGUAGUGUACCUAACCUUCCCCAGCACCCAGCUCCCACCUUACCCCAUCAUGUGACCCCUAACUGUCCUCCUUCUAGUGCUCUGUACACUAACAUGGGUAACCUUCUUCCACACAACUUCCCCUGUUCCCUGUACAGCUCCUCCUGUAACACCCCACCCCUUAGUGCCCCCUUCAGUUCAACUUACCAUAACUACAGCGGUAACCCCUAUAGUGGGUCCUACAACGAGCUAAGCAGCAACAAUCCUUAUACUGCCCAUAGCUCUUACUCUAACCCUUCAAACACACCUUCCAACCUGCCUCAUCUCUCUACUGCCCCCUAUGGAGGACCAUAUAGUACUCCAUACUUGGGCCACCACCCUCUGAUCCCCUACCCUCAUGACCCUAUGGCUACAACCUCCCGUCUUCCCCCAGCCCUGUCUACCACUGAGAUGCAACUGAGAAGGGUCCUUCACGACAUCAGAGGAACUGUGCAGAACUUGGCUCAGAAUUCAUCAGAACGCGGAGCAGACACUCCCUCCGACAUGUUCAACCCUCAGAGACCUGCCCAGCCACUGUAUGAGACUUCUCUCCAGGAGCUGCAGGCUAAGAGAAGGAGUCUGAAUGUGUUCCGGACUCAGAUGAUGGAUCUGGAACUGUCCCUGAUGAAACAACAGGCGUUAGUCUACCAGCACCUCAGUCACGACGAGAGGCAGGAGGCGGAGCAGCUGCAGGGUCUACGGUCUGAAGUGAGACAGGAGCUGCAGGAACUAGAGCUCCAGCUGGAGGAUCGGCUGCUGACCCUGAACGAGCAGCUCCGCUCUGCCAGCCAGCACAGUCUCUACCGCCACAGCAUGGGUAUGAAGAGAGGUCACAGCAUGGACAGCCUGUCUAACAGUUCUGCUCUGAGAGCUAUGGAGCCGAUGUCAGACCUGCUGAGGGAGCAGCUGUACCUGCAGACAGAGCUGGGCUACGAGGGCAGGGCAGAGGGUGGAGCUAGCAUGGCCCCCACCCCCACCUCAGGCCUCUCUUCCAGGUCAGCCAGUCCAACGAGGUCCUCUGGACGUCACCCUGGCCCAUCCCACGCCCCGGAGCUGUCCCUCCCAGGUCCCCAGAAGACUGGGAUGUACCGGGCUUCCGUCUCCCUCACCCCGGCACCCCCUCCACGGCCUGGUGCUGCCACAUGGGUAUCCCAGUGCUCAGACCAGGCACUGCCAGUGCAAGGUCCUGGAGAGGAGGAGGAGGUUGGAGGAGGGAUAGCAGCUGUAGACCCUCACCUACUGGAGGAGAGGGGCAAAGAGAGAGGAGGAGGUGGUCUAGGAGAAGGAAGAGCAGACAACCCCAAUCUACAGGAGCUCAUCAAGGAGAUCAAAGAGAGUCUAGCUGAUGAGAUCCGACAGGAGAUAGUCAAUGAGCUCCUAGCUGCCGUGUCUCCACGACGAUCACCUGUGUCGACCAGAGAAUAUCCGCUGUGAACAUGACGACAGUUGAACACUGAUGAGGCCUGGUGUAGUCUCCCCAACCUGAACACUGGUGAAGCCAUGCACUGAACAGCCCAACAACCCCUUAACACUGUUUCAACUAUUUACAGAGAUCAUGUCAGAUGUGUUAACACUGUGUUUCUACCGUAGGAAUAGAAUUAUAUUUCUAUGGUUUCUACUUCAGAGAGUGUGACGGUGGCUGGUACCUUAACACCCGCAUGCCUGGUGACCUGGGAGACACAAAUGAUGCUAUAUAUUUGCUUUUAUAGUGAACUCUUCUUCUGUCUUAACGGUCCAAUUUCAAACACAGAAUGUUACUUGGUGUGUUUAUUUUGCUGAAGAUUAACUAUGUUGUUAAAUAAUCAUGAACAUUAACCCAAAAUGAAAUGAUUUUGACAUGCAAAAAUGUGUUUAAGGUUAAUUCUAUGAUUUUCUUUUUCACCCUGGCUGUGUGUGACGUUAUGUUACGUUAGGCCUAUGCCAUGAUUCUGACGUUGUGUAUGGGUUGUAUUUAAGCACGUAGAUGUGGGUCAGAGUGCAUGUCUUGUCCUGAAGGUGUAAGAUGACCAAGGUUGAGGAGACUUAAGGCCUGGUUGAUGAUAAUGGUUGUAUGGGAGUUUAGUGUCUGCUGUAAAUGACCAUGCCCUCUUCUAAUGCAACCUCUAUGAGGAAUGAACCAGACCUGGGUUCAAAUACUAUUUGAAAUCUUUGAAGUACUUUGAGCAUUUUCUCUUGCCUGCCAGGAGGGUCAGAUAGGUGGGGUUUACUGUUUUGGGACUAUUAUAUUAGUGAAUUAAUCCAGGCAUGCUCUGAUAAAGUAUUUGCACCCAGGUCUAGAACUAACUGUGCAAUACAUUUCACUGUCUCUGAACUUGAAAAGAUCAAUAGUAGAAACUACUGUUUUUGAAACGCACCACUUGAAGACAAGUGUAUGCAUUAUAUUAAUUCCACACUUUUGUCCUGGGUCGUGUUCAUUAGGGUAACAAUGGAAAACGUUUAAAAGCAUUUUUCAACUAAAUGAAAGUUUCUUAUUGGACUAAUAAGUCCAGUAAGUCUCUCCCUGUUUCAGUCCAUUUUCCUCCGUUUGGUGGUUAAUGAAUCCGACCCAGAUGUACGCGUUUUUGUUAGAAAACCGUCUCACGUGAAAAGCAAACAAAGUUCACAUUCCUAACUGUAUUUCUUAUCUUAAACAGAUGUUAAAACCACUAAAUGUAUUUGUCCUGAUAUAUUUUCUUUAAAGGAAUGAGGAAAGAGAUACUGUAAAAGAGAGACUUCUGUCUUGAACUGGAGAGUAGAAUGAACCGUCUCAUCUGAUAGACUCUGGUAGAACUGUCAAUAGAGCCUAUUGUUCCCGCUCAUACUUUUGGACAGAAUCAUUGUGUAUUUAUGAGUAUAUUAUAUUUCAAAUGUGAGGAUUAUAAUGUUGUAUUUUCCUGCUGGAUUUGUAAUUAUAAGAUGAAACAGACAUUUAUUUUACCACAGAUGUUUAAUUAUAUUGUUUUCCAAAAUGAUUUAUUGUUACUAACUGAUUUAUUUCCAUAUGUGGCUACUUCCUGCUAAUGGGGAGCUUCUUUUUAAUCAGAUUUAGUUUAUCUUUAUUUUGGGAUGCAUGAGGGAUUGUCUCUAUAGCAAAUAAUAAAGAUGUAUUUAUUUUCAAUA